Molecule: messenger RNA, 1581 nt
Organism: Adineta ricciae
Lineage: Eukaryota; Metazoa; Rotifera; Eurotatoria; Adinetida; Adinetidae
Source: the annotation of a GenBank genome assembly
AUGAUGUUUCCGUCCUACGUGAAUCUCCUUGUCUUCUCAUGCCUCUUGACAUUAAUUGCUGGUGGAAAUAUCGAGCAAACUGCCUUACGUGGCGUUCAGACUUCAUUACUUUCAAUGUACGUUCCAUCCAAACCGUUCACCUGUCUCGACAGAUCUAUGACCAUUCCAUAUGAAUUCGUCAAUGAUGAUUACUGUGAUUGCCGAGAUGGUAGUGACGAACCUGGUACAUCUGCUUGUCCAAAUGGACGAUUCUUUUGUGAAAAUAAAGGCUAUGUCGGAACAUUGAUUCCAUCUCAUUUUGUUGGUGAUGGCAUCUGCGAUUGUUGUGAUGGUUCUGAUGAAUAUGAAACGAAUGUUGUUUGCAAUAACACAUGUUUUGAAUUGGCGCAGAGAAAUCAAGCUGAACGCGAAGCAAAACGUGCACUACAUGAAGCGGGUGUAGCCAAAAAGAAAGAAAUCAUCGCGCACUCCAUUGCGAUUAAAUCUGAACGACAAAAACGUUUGAAAGAACUAGAAAACGAAAUACAAGUUGCUGAAAAAUUAAAACGUCAAGCGGAAGCACCUGAAAAGGAAGCGAAGGAUAAAUAUCAGAAACUAUGGGAAGAACAACGUGCGAAACACGAAGCUAUCGUUCGUAACCGUGAAAUACGUGAAAUGUUUGCUGAUUUAGAUACGAAUGGAGAUUCACUAGUAUCGAUUGAUGAAUUACAAAAACAUACAGAACUUGACCUCGAUUCAGAAAAUGAAUUUACCAACGAAGAAGUUCGAACAAUUCUCGGUGCAGAUUCGGUGAAUUUGAAUGACUUCAAUACAACAGUAUUUGAUCAGAUAUCAAAUUCGUAUAAAAAGUUGCCCGAGCCACCGCGACCAACACCAGAGCCAACACCACUUCCUGAACCAUCUCAAGGUUCUUUUGCAACUCCAUCGCCACCAUUAGAAACUUCUGACGACGAACAGAACAAACCAUCUCAUCGUCACGAAGAAGAUCACGAAAAUUCUCAACAUUCGUCAUCAAUACCGACUUCUCUUGAACAUGAAAAACACAUUCACGAUGAUACACCGCCUGAAUACGAUGAUGAAACGAAACGAUUGAUACAAAUAGCAGAUCAUGCUCGGAACGAAUUCAAUGCAAUUGAAGGAAAAAUUCUAAAUAUCAAACAACAGAUUGAAGAUUUGAAAAAACAAUCCGGUGUUGAUACAGGACCGCAAGGAGAGUAUUCUGCAUUUAUCGAUCAAUGCUAUGAUUACGAAGAACGCGAAUACACCUAUCGAGUAUGUAUGUUCAAAGAUGCGAAACAAAUUCCAAAAGGUGGUGGCAGUGAAGUAACCAUUGGCUAUUGGGAUUCGUGGUCUGGUCCAACAGAAAACAAAUAUCUACGCAUGAAAUAUGCCAACGGCGCAACAUGCUGGAAUGGUCCACCCCGUUCAUUAACAGUCACUUUUCGAUGUGGAAUUGAACAUAAAGCAGUCGAUGUUCGAGAACCGAGUCGUUGUGAAUAUGCAAUGAUAUUUGAAACUCCAUCAGCAUGUGAUGAAACAGUAGCCGGAACAACUUCACAUUCUACUCAUGUAGAAUUUUAA